Aspergillus nidulans FGSC A4 is the source of this 762-nucleotide messenger RNA. RefSeq names its product 3CxxC-type zinc finger protein. The transcript has a single exon. The coding region runs from base 1 to 762 and encodes 253 amino acids. Lineage: Eukaryota; Fungi; Ascomycota; Eurotiomycetes; Eurotiales; Aspergillaceae. The record is from RefSeq and is a predicted model, not a curated record.
AUGUUCUUGAAUACAAGUAUUCUCUGUCAGAAUGCUCCAGUCUUUAUUUUAUUUCUCUUUCUCCUCGUCUGUUGUCAUCCCUUUCUGUUUCACCUCCCUUCCUCAUCUUCCAACCACUCAACAGACUACCGCGACAGUAUGGCUCUCAUCCAGUUCUCCAAGUCACCUCUAACAUACUCAACAGCACGAUUAAGUGCAGACCUUAAUAUGCCGUCUCACAAGGCGGAGAAUCGCAAGGUUCACUCGAUGUAUCCAGAUCACCAUUCCUCUGUCGUCGAGCUUCUCAAGCCCUUUGGCAUCGAAAUGGAGUUUCACCCCGUCGACACCAAUGAAACUCCCUGCGGAAACCGCAUGCUCAUGAAACAUACCAACAUCAUGGGCGUUUUUUCCUGUUAUAACAAAUCCUGCUCUUCCCACGGCUGGGCCAGCAAGAUGGUUGCAGCCACUAUCCGCAUGUAUUGCAGGGCCGGGAAGGGCGUAAUCAAGCAUAGGAAAGGUGAAGGGGGAGCUGACAAGCCGGGCCUCUACAAUGUCCGCGUUUACCACCAGCGCUGCAAGAAAUGCAACUUUCUCAGCAGCCCGAAGCUGGACGAGACCUAUGCGGAACGCGUUGCGUAUUAUCUAAAAAUGUGGCAUGGGGUUACGGUUGAGCGGCCCGUUUACGUUAGGAAGAGCAAGGCGCCACAUGCUAGGCAAUUUUGUGAAGGGUGCAAGGCAGGCGUUUGCCGGUACUCGACGAGUCUGGAUGGUGUCUCCGAUUGA